AGUAAAAUGGAGUAAUUGCUUAGAGCUGACGACGGAAAUAUUGUAAAUUUAUUAAGAUGCAAGCAUUAAGAAAACGACAUUUGACCUCAUCUCAGUCUAUUUAUUUCUUAUUACUGCUGACAACAGUUAUAAUAAUAUGUAUGAUGAUGUUAAUGGUGUUUGUUUGGUCGCCAAGUAAUUUUGAAGAGGACCAAUUUCGAUUUUCUAGGUCGAUCAACACAAAUGAAAUAGUGACAAUUCACACAACCCAGAAAAUCAAAACACUACCAAGGGACACUUCCUGUACUUUUCACACAUGUUUGGAAGUUUAUCAAUGUGGUUACAACGAUGAAACGAAAAUUAGUGUCUAUGUUUAUCCAAUCAAAAGUUUUGAAGAUGAAAACUCAGAGGAACUGACACUCUCACGAUCAAAAGAAUUUGAUGAAAUAUUACAAGCGAUAACAGACAGUGAUUUUUAUACAUCUGAUCCAAACACAGCUUGUCUUUUUAUACCUUCUGUCGAUAUGUUGAACCAAAAUAAUCUCAACCUUAAAAAUGUUGGCCGAGUUUUGGCCUCGUUAGAGUGGUGGAAAGAUGGAUCAAACCAUCUUUUAUUCAAUAUGGUGGCUGGAUCAUCUCCUGAUUUUCACAGUGUUGUAGAAGUUGAUACUGGUCGCGCAGUCAUUGCUGGUUCUGGCUUCUCCUCGCUGUCAUAUAGACGUAUUUUUGACGUUUCUAUACCAAUGUUUAACCCCCUUGUAUCCGGCCUUCAGCUGCCUGUCUUCUCUAACAAUCAUGCAAAAAAAUACCUGUUGAUCUCUUCACAGUUGGGCCUUCAUCAAGAAUAUUUACAAGUUUUGAGGCAACUUCAUGAAGAAGACGAUCAAUUUCUCUUAUUAAAUACCUGUCCUAAUCAUCAGAAACCAUGGAAUUAUACACAAAGGUGCCACAAUUCUAAAAUCUACAAUUACCCUCAUGUGUUACAGAACUCAACUUUCUGUCUGGUAUUGAGAGGCUCUAGGCUUGGUCAGCCUGCUCUCAGUGAUGCAAUGCAGGCUGGAUGUAUUCCAGUUGUUGUAGCUGACGGAUAUGUGAUGCCGUUCUCAGAAGUUUUAGAUUGGACAAGAGCAGCAGUGGAAGUCCGAGAAGAUGAUUUAGCAGAUAUAAUCAAAAUUAUCAAGACUUAUAGUCCAGAAAGAAUCCAACAAAUGCAGAAACAAGUCAAGUACUAUUAUGAUAAAUAUUUCAGCUCAUUGAAAGCUAUCGCCCUAACAACAUUACAAAUAAUCAAUGACAGAGUUUUUCCAUAUGCAGGAAAAUCCUAUGAAUAUUGGAAUGAUAUUCCCAAAUCAAAUGUGGUCCAGAAUCCAUUAUUCCUUCCACUGUCCCCUCCAAAAUCUCAAGGUUUUACUGCCGUUAUUUUAACUUUUGACAGAUUGGAAUCUUUAUUCCAAGUUAUUAAACGAGUAGCAAAAGUUCCCAGUUUGGCUAAAGUUGUUGUUGUAUGGAAUAACCAGAACAAAGCUGCACCACCUAUGUCUUCGUGGCCGUACAUCGGUAAACCGAUCAAAGUCAUACAAACAAAGAAAAACAAACUUAGUAAUCGUUUUGUUCCGUAUGAUGAAAUCGAAACUGAAUGUAUUUUAGCGUUGGAUGAUGACAUCAUCAUGUUGACAGACGACGAAGUUGAAUUUGGUUAUGAGGUGUGGCGCGAGUUUCCAGAUCGUCUUGUCGGCUUUCCGUCACGAUUACAUCUCUGGGAUAACAGCACCCAAAAAUGGAAGUAUGAAUCCGAAUGGACCAAUGAGAUUUCAAUGGUGUUAACCGGUGCUGCCUUCUAUCACAAGUAUUUCAGUUAUCUUUACACGAACUCGAUGCCCGGAAAUAUGAAACUGUGGGUGGACGAUCAUAUGAAUUGUGAAGACAUUGCUAUGAAUUUUUUAAUGGCAAACAUGACUGGCAAGGCACCAAUAAAAGUUACACCGAGAAAGAAGUUUAAGUGCCCACAGUGUGUAAAUAACGAAAUGCUAUCAGCUGAUUUAACUCAUAUGGUUGAACGGUCUGAGUGUAUCAAUAAAUUUACUAGUAUUUAUGACACGAUGCCGUUAAAAAGUAUCGAAUUUCGUGCUGAUCCUGUACUCUAUAAAGACAAUUAUCCAGGAAUCCUCAAAAAAUUUAAUGAUGUUGGAAGUUUAUAAAGUAACUUCAUUAUAUAAAAAAAAACAGGUACAUGUAGGCCUAGGCCACAAUUCAAAUGUAUUAAAAGGGACUAACUUGUGUUAAUUUUCUCAAGAGACAUUCACUGGGUGAAAUUAGUACCAGAACAGAAAAUUGGAGUAGACAAUUAUUUGUCGGGAUAACGAAACUUAGGUUGCAGUUGUAAUUUGUAAAUGUAUGUAAUGAAACUUGAAAGACUAUGUUUGUAUACUGUACAUGUAUGCUGCAAUUAAUGUUUUCAGGAUAAUGUAUUGUUACAAGUGUACAUAUUAUUUUAGUUAUUACUAGAAAGCAUUGUUGGAAAAAGAUCUGAAAUAAUUACCAUACUGAUAUGAAUGUUUUACUGAUUGAUUGAUUUGAUUAUUUUUAAUAUUAGCAAAAAAUACACGUCUCCUCCGCAAUGAUUGACUACCUGAACCCCAGUAAUUCCACAAGAAAAGCCAUGAAUGGGGGAGUGUUUUAUCUUAAAUAGAAACUGACCCAAAAACAAAAUUAGACACAAUUCACAAUCUUAUUACCGAAAGAAUAUCCUCCAAUGAUCAAACAGAAUUGUCCACAUACAUGUAUCAGUAUAAACAUUUCAUUUCUGGUCUUCUAGAUUCUUCAUUGAUGGUCCCUUUGAUUCAAUGUAUAAAAAGUUACAUUGUAUCUCAGAUUUUUCCACCUUACCUGUAUGUUCAAGGUACCUUUAUUCACCCAUCUUUAAAAGUUCAAUGUCUCAGUUUGAUGCAACAAAACUAUAUUUUGGGAUGAUCUAGACUCUAGAUCAGUGGUUCUCAACCUUUUUUGCAAACGGCACAACUUGGAAAACAUGAAAAAAUAGCGGAACACCUACUGACCUAGCUAAAUAUAUAUGAAAUAUUUGAAUUUUGCAAAAAUAAAGUCAUACAUAGUAUACACCGUAGACACAGACUAAUAAUAGACAUAUAGAAUGACUCAAACUAAAUAAAGUAAAACACAGCUAUGAAUGUCAGUAGACACCAGUAAUUUCUAAAUUGGGAUCACACAAUUUUUUGCAUUUUCUUAGUGUGCCGUUAAAAAUUUUGCGGCACACUUACAUGUACGAAGAUCUCGUGUGCCGUGGCACAUUAGUUGAUAAUCACUGCUCUAGAUGUUAGCUGGGAUAUGUAUUGUUAUCACAGUAGUAACUGUUAUCUGAAAUCAAAUCAUCCCACAUGGAUUCUAGUCACUAAAAAAAAUAUUUAUUUCUAUUACUAGGAAGCUUACAUCUUUAAUAAUUUUUUUUAUAAAUGGAAUGUAAAUGUACACUGUAUACUGGAAUUUUCUAGACAUGUACAUUUCUUUGGUUUAGGUUAAAAUAAAUUGUUGAAUUGGGUAGAUCUGAUGUUGUUUUGAUUAGUAAUGUAAGCUUACUAUUAAAUGUUUGUUUUGUAAGAUUAAGCGGAAGUCGGUUUGUUUACUAAUUUUAGUUUACUUUUUGGGUUUAACAAUUCAAGGCAAAAAUCAAUUAUUAUAUUUAUCUCAACACUGGCUCUUUCCAUUUUAGACCCCAAAAUGUAUAAUGUAGACAGAUAGAUACAUGUAUUAAUGUACAUGUAAUGACUUUGCAAAUCAAAUAAACACAUCAAACCAACACAUUUAUAUUUUUACCCAAGUCAAGGAAGUUACUUUUCAAAAAACUUAUUUAUGUACAUCAGUUUAUUACAGGUACUAUAUAUCUUAUUCUCUGCAACAAAAAUAUAUCACAACUUGACAUUGCUGGGUACUGACAUUUUUAGUUUAGGCCUACUAACUAGCAGAACUGGAGAUAAUAAUUUUAAUUGUACAUGUAUGUACCUGACAAAAUGUCUGGCACUACUGAAGUUAUUGCUGUCACAUUUGUAUUUGCUCUGGACAUAUAUUAAAUAUAUCUAUAGUAAACAAUUGUGCCAGACCAAAUGCCAGGUACCAGAGGAACAAGAUUCCAGAUGUUUAAUAAUGGUUAUAAUUGGUUGUAUGAUAUAUAUUUUUUUUAUUAAUGUGUUUUAUAUUUACACUAUUAUCUUAUAAAAUUAUUUUGUGCCAAAUACAGGAAUAAUAAUUUUAUCACAUUUAUUAUUAUUAUAUACAUGUAGUCGAAUAUAAAAGAUAGCCAUGCAAACCUUGGAAAUACGCCCACACAGCAGCCUUCAAGAAAUCUAAUCUCUUUCAUUUUCAAACACUAGGAAAAAAUCGUUUAAAAAAUUGUCACCUCUAUCACAUUCACAAGCCUUUCAGAAAAGUGGGCAUAACUCAUAAAAAGGACUAGAAAUAAUGAAUAUUGUUAGGGUGUGUCCUUUCAUAACCCCAAAGUUUUUUGAAAAAGGGGCAUAACUCUAUGAAAGAAGAGUGCUGAAUUUUGAUUAUCUAGAGGCAAAUAUCAUCCUUCGAUUGAUUUUAAAUUUAUAGUGUUUAUGUUCAUGAGACAAAGAAGCCUAUUGUGUUCAUGCGAUAAUUACUGUCAGAGUUAUUGCCCACGAUCAAUUUAACAAAUCCUGUGGAUGCUCUAGGGGCUACAUGUACGGUAACAGCCAAUCAAAUUACUUCAUGGGUUGUUGAUUUUGAUAAGUUUUUAGUAUUUUGUGAAUGCUCCCAAUACCUACAAAAGAAUAUGUAUGUGAUGUGACAAUCUUGGUGGACUGCGCAGACGACUUAGCAACUGUGGUUGUAUAUUUCAUUGCCUGGCUAUUAAUAAGUAAAAACAAAAAUGAAGUAUUUCAUAAAACUGUUUUAUUUAACAUUGAUUCCUUUAUGGAUCAAUAAUCUUAAAUACAGCCUUGCACAAGAGGUGACAAAGAGAUAGAUUGGAAAUGUGAUUAUAAUAUAUGUAAACCUGUGCUGCUGGAGCUUAAAAUGGUUGCUUUUCAUUUAAUAUAUUGCACUUUCCAUCUUUUAUACCAAAUAAACUUAUUUAUUUUUUAA
This is a messenger RNA of Patella vulgata (common limpet), 5097 nucleotides long. RefSeq names its product exostosin-2. Gene Ontology annotation, molecular function: glycosyltransferase activity. The record is from RefSeq and is a predicted model, not a curated record. Lineage: Eukaryota; Metazoa; Mollusca; Gastropoda; Patellidae. Bases 57 to 2177 code for a protein of 706 amino acids. The transcript has a single exon. Gene Ontology annotation, cellular component: membrane.